AUGAAGGCAAGGGCCCUUGGAAAGGACGAAAUACUCUUCCUGCUUGACUUGAUUUCCAAGCAAAAAGUUAUUACUACCAAGGCAACGAAUGCUACAAAUAACAAAUUAAAGGAAGAGGCUUGGAAAUCCAUAGCGCAGGAGUUUAGUACAAUGGCAGGAGAAUUACGGCGUCCUGAACAACUACGCUUAAAGUGGGAAAACUUAAAAAAGUCGGCAAGGAAACGCAAUUCAUUGAUAAGACAAAAUAAUUUAAACACCGGUGGUGGAAAAAUGUACAUCCCUCCCGAUGAAGCACUGGACCGUGUAACAUCUAUGUUGGGUGCAACAUGCACGGGGUUCACUGUGGAGUUUGGUGGUGACAGGGAAAAAAAUGAUGCCACCAGAUGCGGUUGUGGAAUUCAUUGA
Molecule: messenger RNA, 405 nt
Organism: Parnassius apollo (apollo)
Lineage: Eukaryota; Metazoa; Arthropoda; Insecta; Lepidoptera; Papilionidae
Source: the annotation of a GenBank genome assembly